Messenger RNA from Trifolium pratense (red clover), 1974 nucleotides. RefSeq names its product transaldolase. The coding region runs from base 324 to 1652 and encodes 442 amino acids. NCBI's taxonomy places the organism in Eukaryota, Viridiplantae, Streptophyta, Magnoliopsida, Fabales, Fabaceae. Gene Ontology annotation, molecular function: transaldolase activity. The transcript has 7 exons. Gene Ontology annotation, cellular component: cytoplasm; intracellular anatomical structure. Gene Ontology annotation, biological process: pentose-phosphate shunt; carbohydrate metabolic process. The record is from RefSeq and is a predicted model, not a curated record.
AGAAUCACAAUAGCGUAAACAACAACUACCCCCCCCAAACGAUGGCGGCCAUGCGAAGGAAGAACUACUAAAUUUCCAAAAAUACCCCCUUCAUCAACACCUUGUUGUAUUAACCUGCCCUGGCUUUUCGGUCAACCCAAAAGGUGCACUACACCAACUUUCUCCACCAACUUUCUUUUACAGUAUAUUUUUAAUUAAUCAUUAAUCAUUAAUCAUAAUCAAUAAAAUACUAAAAUAAAAUAAUACUGAGUUGAAUCAACAAGCAUAAUAUAUAAUCAGCAUUUGUUCAUUGAAUCAACAACCACAGUUGUUUUGUUUUUCCAAUGGCUUCUUCACUUUCGCUUACAACGCCAAACUCAAUAAGCGCUUCUUCAUCAGAAUCGCUUCGACAACACAGAUCCAUCAAAACGUGCUUCCUCGCUUUUGAUCUUUCCAAAUCAACUCAAUUCAAAACUAACCUCUCCGCUUCUCUUCGAACAACUCACCAAAAUCCUUUCAAAUCCUCUCUAAGAAUUAGAUGCUCCCAAACAGAUGGAAAUGGAGUUCCUGCAAAGAGGACUGUACUUCACGAUCUUUAUGAGAAACAAGGGCAGAGUCCGUGGUAUGAUAAUCUCUGCCGACCCGUUACAGAUCUGAUUCCUCUUAUUGAAAGUGGUGUCAGAGGUGUCACGAGCAACCCAGCGAUCUUUCAGAAAGCUAUCUCAUCUUCAAGUGCUUACAAUGAUCAGUUCAGGGAACUUGUGCAAGCAGGGAAAGAUAUUGAUAGUGCAUAUUGGGAACUUGUAGUGAAGGACAUUCAAGAUGCUUGCAAACUAUUUGAACCAAUUUAUGAUCAAACCGAUGGUGCUGAUGGCUAUGUUUCUGUUGAAGUAUCACCCAGGCUUGCUGAUGAUACUGAAGGAACCAUAGAAGCUGCAAAAUGGCUUCAUAAACUGGUUUCUCGCCCCAAUGUGUAUAUUAAGAUUCCAGCUACAGCUGCUUGUGUCCCUUCAAUUAAGGAAGUGAUUGCCAAUGGAAUAAGUGUGAAUGUGACUCUGAUAUUCUCUCUUGAAAGAUAUGAAGCUGUAAUUGAUGCUUACUUGGACGGUCUUGAGGCAUCUGGGUUAAAUGACCUCUCGAGAGUCACAAGUGUUGCCUCGUUCUUUGUCAGUCGAGUAGACACUCUCAUCGACAAGAUCCUUGAGAAAAUUGGCACUCCAGAGGCCCUUAACCUACGUGGCAAGGCAGCAGUAGCUCAAGCAGCGCUAGCUUACCAACUCUACCAAAGGAAAUUUUCUGGUCCAAGGUGGGAAGCUUUAGUUAAAAAAGGGGCCAAAAAGCAAAGGCUCCUUUGGGCCUCUACCAGUGUCAAGAAUCCUGCCUAUCCUGACACCUUAUAUGUUGCUCCGCUUAUUGGACCUGACACUGUAUCUACUAUGCCGGACCAGGCCCUUCAAGCAUUUAUCGACCAUGGUGCCGUAGCCAGGACAAUAGACUCAAAUGCAUCUGAAGCUGAAGGAAUAUACAAUGCUCUUCAAAAAUUGGGUAUUGAUUGGAGCUAUGUUGGUUCACAGCUUGAACUCGAAGGAGUGGAUUCAUUUAAGAAAGCCUUUGACAGUCUCCUGGAUUCACUGCAGGAGAAGGCAAAUUCUCUUAAGUUGACCAGUAAGUGAGGUGUGAACUUUUAUGGUUAAAUUUUUUCUAUGUAAUGUACGGUGCCAUUUACGGAUUAAUAAAAGACGGCAGCUACGGGUUGUGAUGUGUGCUGCGGGUUGUGAUGUGUGCUGCUGUAAAUUUGCUUCAUGGAAUCAUCGGCGAAGAUAGUGAUACAUUAUUAGUUGGAAAUUAUCUGCUUCUAGGUAAAGCUUUUUUGUUACUUUCCAUGUACCAUGUAUGCAGCUUUUUAGGGAAACACAUUUUCUACAAUAAGUGCGCCAUGCAACUUUCAAUCUCGACAAUAUGAUCUAAAUCAAUGGCAGAGUUUGUUUAAACUUA